Molecule: messenger RNA, 1923 nt
Organism: Oncorhynchus tshawytscha (Chinook salmon)
Lineage: Eukaryota; Metazoa; Chordata; Actinopteri; Salmoniformes; Salmonidae
Product: zinc finger protein 485
Exons: 5
Coding region: 1-1923 (640 amino acids)
Biological process (GO): negative regulation of transcription by RNA polymerase II
Molecular function (GO): DNA-binding transcription repressor activity, RNA polymerase II-specific
Source: RefSeq, a predicted model, not a curated record
AUGCCAGUGCCCCUGCACAGAGGAGGUGCCCCUGCACAGAUUGUCCCAGCCAGGCUAGUGUCCCUGCUGCAGAGGGAGGAGUUCUUCCGAGCAUCAGGCCUCAUUCCUGAAGAGAGAGAGGACAUCCUCCUCACAGCCAGUGUCCCUGCACAGAGGGAGGGGAUUCUUCCAGCAGCUACUGUCACUAUGCGAAAGGGGAAGAUCCUCCGAGCAUCAGGCCUCAUUCCUGCACAAAAGGAGUUGAUCCACCUGAUGGCCAGUGUCACUGCGCAGAGGAAGGGAAUUGUCCCAAUGGUCAGCGUCCCUGCACACAGGGAGGGGAUCGUCCCAAAGGCUAGUGUCCCUGCUGAGAUGUUGGAGAUCCUCCGAGCAUCAGGCCUCAUCCCGCCACAGAGGGAGGGGAAUGUCCGAACAGCCAGUGUCCCAGCACAGAGGGAUGGGAUUCUCUCAGCAGCCAGCAUCCCUGCACAGAGGGAGUUGAUCCACCUGAUGGCCAGUGUCACUGCGCAGAGGAAGGGAAUCUUCCCAAAGGCCAGCGUCCCUGCGCACAGGGAGGGGAUCGUCCCAAAGGCUAGUGUCCCUGCAGAGAGGGAGGAGAUCCUCCUCACAGCCAGUGUCCCUGUGAAGAAUGAAAACAAUCAUCCACAACCACCUCCCAUCAUCCCCAUGGUGGCACCACUGUGGAAAUGGGAUGGUGGAGCGUGUACUCCACCUGUGGAUUUCUAUUCCAAGAGAAGAGAUGUCCGACUUAGAUAUGUUGAGCAUCCUGCUAUGAUGUCCAUCACCAAGCCGGAACACUCCGAGGCCAAGCCUCAGUGCGAGACUGGCAGCCGGCCGGUGGCUGAGCCCGAGACCCCUGCUGUUCACAAUAACAGUGGAGGCUGGCUCAGCUGGGUCUUUGGGAGUGGAAGAGCUAAUAAGAAGGAGGUUCAUCUACCUGAGGACAAAGACAGAUCUAUUGUCUGGGAUCCAACUCUGCACAGAUGGGUUAACAAAACUGAGCCCAAGGCUGAGAAGAAGUGUGUACCACCACCUCCACCGAUGGGGACACAUGGAAAUCAGGGGAACACUGGCAGUGUCCCCAAAGGAGUGAAUCCCUACUCUAUGAAAGCAGAAGAAAGACCCAAACCUCACUCUGCCUCAGGAGAAGCCAAACAACAUCAGAAAACCAAAGCCAAGAAACCGAUCAACUGCUCUCAAUGUGGGAAGAAAUUUGUAUGUUUCUCAUUCCUGAAAAGACACGAGCUUGUACAUACAGGAGAGAAGCCAUACCCCUGCUCCCAGUGUGGGAAGAGAUUCAGUGGUUUAUCAGGCCUGCAUGUACACAAGCGUAUACAUACAGGAGACAGCCCUUACCCCUGCUCGGACUGUGGAAAGAGUUUCAAAACAUCAAUUGGAUUAAAAAUCCACAACAGAGUUCAUACGGGAGAAAAACCUUACCACUGCUCUGACUGCAAUAAGAGCUUCUCUCAAGCAGGAAAUAUGGCGAAGCAUCAGAGAGUACAUACUGGAGAGAAACCAUAUUACUGUUCUGACUGUGGGCAUAGAUUUUCUCGAUUAGCACAUUUAACAAGACACCAGCAGAUACAUACUAGGGAGAAACAUUAUCACUGCACUGAAUGUGGGAAAAAUUUCAGUGCUCUUAAAUCACAUCAGAUGUUACAUACAGGAGAGAAGACGUAUGGCUGCUCUGACUGUGGGAAAAGGUGUGUUACCUCAGGAAGCCUAAUCAGUCACAAGCGCAUACACACUGGAGAAAAACCUUAUCACUGUUCUUACUGUGACAAGAAAUUUGCACACCGCAAUUCCUUAGCAGCACACAAGCAGUUGCACACAGGAGAAAAACCUUAUCACUGUCCUGACUGUGGGAAAUCAUUCUCUCGGCUCAGUAACCUAAAAAGACACCAGCAUGUACACAGGUGA